AUGAUGUCCUGCAGCACAAAGGCGUUCAACAAGAUUUUACCGUCAAAUGCCACUACUCUUUACGCUGUUGAAGUCCCGGAGGGCGGUACCUUUGGAGUAGCCAGCGACCUCUCCUACCCGACGAAUGCGACUAAUCUACCUGCCCUCUGUGCCGUUGCGUUCAACGUGACUUCAUCUUCGUCGUCAUCCUUUACGUUUGGCAUGUUUCUUCCCAAAGAGUGGAACAAACGUCUCUUUACAGCCGGCAAUGGCGCGUUCUCUGGCGGUAUAAACUGGCUAUCGAUGGCCGCGGGCUUAGAGGAAGGGUUUGCGUGCGUGUCUACUGAUACUGGCCACAAUGUAUCAGACGGCAACGACGCAACAUGGGCGUAUCAUGCCCCUGAGAAGAUCAAGGACUGGGCUGGACGGGCCUUACACAGCUCUGUGCAGCAGGCUAAAACUAUUGUUUCCGCAUACUACGGUAGCGACGCGAAGUACUCUUACUACUCCGGUUGUUCGACUGGGGGAUAUCAGGGCUUGAAAGAGGUACAAACGUAUCCAGAAGACUUCGAUGGAGUAUUGAUCGGCUCGCCAGCGUGGUGGCAUUCACACCUUCAGACAUGGUCAAUCCAAGUUGCCCUCUGGAAUCAGCCCACCGAUGCCCCAUAUCAUAUUCCAGACUCACUAUUCUCUGUGAUCGGUGCUGAGGUCAUGAAACAAUGCGAUGGCGCAGAUGGCGUUCUCGAUGGUAUUAUCAGUGCCCCCAAGAGCUGCGACUUUCACCCAGAAGCCCUCCUCUGCACGAGUCCCACGGCAAAUAAAUCAGAGUGCUUGACGGCACCACAGGUCGAGCUCCUAUACAAUAUAUACAACAACUGGUACGAAGGGAACAAUGAAUUUGUGUUCCCACAGUAUAGCUAUGGGAGCGAGUUCCAGUGGAGCAUGCUAUCAUCUGGUACAGCGGAAUCUGGGUUCAGCGAGCAGUUCGCAAAGUAUAUUCUGUACCAGAACCCGAACUGGACCGUGGCAAACUUCAGUUAUCAGACGGUACUAGAUGCAGAGCGCGUCUGUAAGAGUGUGGGUCUCGAUGCCGACAACUUUGACCUUACUCCAUUCUACCACAAGCAGGGCAAGCUGCUGCAUUAUGUGGGCCUUUCCGACGGUUACAUCCCCCCAGGGAGUUCCGAGUACUAUCACAACCAGGUUGUGCAGACCAUGGCACCACAGGGAGUGAAUGUGACUGACUUCUACCGACUUUUCACUAUCCCUGGAAUGGGUCACUGCGCUGGUACGAGCUCAACUAGCAAGGCUCCUUGGUAUAUAAAUGGUGCUUUCCAGGCGGGUAGUCUCGGCACUGGUGUUCGUGGAGUGCCUGGAUACCAGGACGCAGAUCAUGACGCCUUCCGCGCUUUGAUCAAGUGGGUGGAAGAGGACGUUGGUCCGAACAAAAUUGUUGCUACCAAGUACAAGAAUAAUAACGUGAAAGAUGGUGUGUUGCAGCAGCGGCCGCUAUGUGUGUACCCUGGUCGAGCAGCUUUCCGAGGUGGUGAUAUGACCAAGCCAGAAAACUGGUACUGCGAGAAUUAA
This is a messenger RNA of Penicillium cataractarum, 1566 nucleotides long. RefSeq lists its product as uncharacterized. The record is from RefSeq and is a predicted model, not a curated record. The transcript is spliced from 2 exons. NCBI's taxonomy places the organism in Eukaryota, Fungi, Ascomycota, Eurotiomycetes, Eurotiales, Aspergillaceae. Bases 1 to 1566 code for a protein of 521 amino acids.